UUUACGUCAGAGCCCACGCAAUCACGCGUGUCACACGGCCCCUCCCGGUGCCCACCCGCCCUGCGACCGCCCGCAGGGGCGGGUGGGCAACGGGAGGGGCCCUGCGUGUGUCACCCCCCCACACACACACCCCCCCCCUUCCCCAUCCCACUUUUCCCCACGCGUGUCCCAGGUGUCCCCACGGGGCACCAUGCCGCUGGGGAAGGAUGGUCCCGGCUGGAAGAAGAGGACUGAGGACAUUCGGCGCAUCUAUGACUUCCGAGAGGUCCUGGGCACGGGGGCCUUCUCAGAGGUGGUCCUGGCGGAGGAGAAGGCGACGCAGAAGCUGGUGGCCAUCAAGUGCAUCCCCAAGAAGGCACUGGAGGGGAAGGAGACCAGCAUCGAGAAUGAGAUCGCUGUCCUCCACAAGAUCAAACACCCCAACAUCGUGGCCUUGGAUGACAUCUACGAGAGCAGCACCCACCUCUACCUCAUCAUGCAGCUGGUCUCAGGUGGGGAACUCUUUGACCGCAUCGUGGAGAAGGGCUUCUACACCGAGCGGGACGCCAGCGCCCUGAUCCGGCAGAUCCUCGAUGCCGUCAAGUACCUGCACGACAUGGGCAUCGUCCACCGCGACCUGAAGCCCGAGAACCUGCUCUAUUACAGCCUGGACGAGGACUCCAAGAUCAUGAUCAGUGACUUUGGGCUCUCCAAGAUCGAGGGCUGCGGCAGCGUCAUGUCCACAGCCUGCGGCACCCCCGGCUACGUGGCCCCCGAGGUGCUGGCGCAGAAGCCCUACAGCAAGGCAGUGGAUUGCUGGUCCAUUGGGGUCAUCGCCUACAUCCUGCUCUGCGGUUACCCCCCGUUCUACGACGAGAAUGAUGCCAAGCUGUUCGAGCAGAUCCUGCGGGCUGAGUACGAGUUUGACUCGCCCUACUGGGACGACAUCUCAGACUCAGCCAAGGACUUCAUCCAGCACCUGAUGGAGAAGGAUCCUGGCAAGCGCUUCACCUGCGAGCAAGCCCUGCAGCAUCCUUGGAUUGCUGGGGACACAGCUCUGGACAAGAACAUCCAUCAGUCGGUGAGCGAGCAGAUCAAGAAGAACUUUGCAAAGAGCAAGUGGAAGCAAGCCUUCAAUGCCACGGCGGUGGUGAGACACAUGAGGAAGCUGCAGCUGGGAACCAGCCAGGAGGGCCCUGGGCAGACAACUCCCACCAGCCCUGGGUCAGGCUGUGGCCGCCCACCCACCAGCAGAGCUCAGCACCUCACGCCAGACUGAGCACAGCGCAGUUCUGGGGGGGCUGACGGGGGACUGGCCCUCCCGUGGGCACAGUGUGGGGUAGGGGGGGCCCUGUAGUGCUGGCAGGGCUGGGUGUGGGGGUACCCUGCCCUACUCAUCCCAAGGGGGGCGCUGAAUGCAGCCACAGGGUCACAGCAGAGCUCUGCAUCUGGGCAGGGGCAGCCCCCAGGAGCCCCUCCCCAGCUUGGGGCUGUAUCCCGGGCCCCCUCCCUCCCCCACACACCUCCCCUGGCACUACUCCCCCCCCAGCCUCCCAGCAUGUUUAAAGAGAAUUUUCCAAAUGGAUGUUUCUAUUUUAUUGCUUGUAAUAAAAGCAAGAGGCAAAUGCU
Molecule: messenger RNA, 1608 nt
Organism: Apus apus (common swift)
Lineage: Eukaryota; Metazoa; Chordata; Aves; Apodiformes; Apodidae
Gene: CAMK1
Product: calcium/calmodulin dependent protein kinase I
Exons: 11
Coding region: 191-1258 (355 amino acids)
Biological process (GO): peptidyl-serine phosphorylation
Cellular component (GO): intracellular anatomical structure
Molecular function (GO): ATP binding; calcium/calmodulin-dependent protein kinase activity; calmodulin binding
Source: RefSeq, a predicted model, not a curated record